Molecule: messenger RNA, 2046 nt
Organism: Haliotis rubra (blacklip abalone)
Lineage: Eukaryota; Metazoa; Mollusca; Gastropoda; Lepetellida; Haliotidae
Product: cell wall protein PRY3-like
Cellular component (GO): extracellular region
Source: RefSeq, a predicted model, not a curated record
CUUAAACAUCAGUAUCAUAUGACACAGAUGGUGACUGGACUGGAUCGUGCACUUAAACAGUGAUAGCAACAGUAUAUGUUUGUCAUUAUACUCACUGGGUACUGUAAUGAUGGGUGGGGCACCUUUGGGGUCAAGGUCAAACACCCUUAUCAUCAGCGUUGUUACAGUGUGGGACAACUUCCGGUUUCCGGUAGUCGGUCAUAUGACGAACACGUGAUGACUUUUAAAUCAUGUUUUCGCGAAGAACAGUCUCAUGGCUGGUUUUCAAAAAUCAAUUCCUAUAAUUUUCAUCUACUUAUUGUCUCUCAGGCCCAGUGGAAUCAGUUUCGGGAGGGACAAAACAUGUCGGACCGGAAGUUCAUAGACGAGGUUGUCAAGGCUCACAACGAGUACCGAUCUCGCCACCAGGCGUCGCCACUAUCGCACAGCAAAGACCUGUCAUCGACGGCUCAGAAGUGGGCGGACCAUCUUGCCUUAACUAACACAUUCCAACACAGCAACGACUCUCUGAAGGGAGAAAAACUGGGGGAGAAUAUCGCCAUGAAGUGGUCAUCUCGACCUGAUGCAUACACAGGUCAAGAGGUCACUGACCAGUGGUAUAGCGAGGUGAAGAUGCAUACAUUCGGCGGAGAACCACGAAGCUUGAGCUCAGGUCACUUCACCCAGGUGGUAUGGAAGGGCAGCAAGGAGGUGGGGGUGGGGAAGGCCCAGACCCGGGACGGAAAGAUCAUCGUGGUAGCCAACUAUCGCCCCGCCGGCAACAUGAUGGGGGACUUUGCCAGGAACGUCCUCCCACCAAAAGACGGCAAAAUUGUAAUCAAGGAAAAAGCCCCCGACACAAAGCCAGCCGGUUUCAGCGAUGGCGGAAGGCAUGUGGUGACGUCACGCGACAGCGGAGGUCCUUUCAAAACUCGAUUUGAAGACAUGCGCAAAGACUUCUUCAAAGACAGCUCUUUUUCUAGUCACCCCUCUCAGGGCAGUGGGGGCUUCCACAAGUCGGAGUCAAGAAGUGUCCGGACGUUUACCGUCACGGAAGGUGUCGGGCCCAAUAAGGUCACGAAGAAAAUAACAGAGGAGACGAUCAUCAAACCAGACGGAGAGAAGAUAGUCAACCGGAAAGAGGAAGUGACGUCAGGCGGAAGUACUAGUAGUUAUGGCGGCUCAAGUGGUGCUAUGGCCGGAGACCCUUCAGGGAUUUUGAUUGUUAUCACGAGCAAACUUCGCAUCGGGAGAUCUCCGUUUAAAGGUUCUAGUCCGCAAGGGAAGAAGAAGGGUCGAUCAAAGAGUAGCAGCUCUAGCGAUUCCUCGCAAGAACGCAAGCCCAAAAAGCCCGAAAAAAUGAGCGACUUCAUCGACGGAGCGGUGAAGGUCCACAACAAGCUGCGAGACAAACAUGGCGCCUCCAAACUGAAGCACAGCAAGGAGCUGAGUGGGCAUGCGCAGAAGUGGGCGGAGCACCUGGCAUCUACCGGUACCUUCCAACACAGUCAGUGCAUAUUCAACGGGGAGAGGAUUGGAGAAAACAUCGCCUGUAAAUGGUCAACCGGCGGUGGAGAUUUUUCUAGUCAAGAGGUGACUGACCAGUGGUACAGUGAAAUCAGCAAGCACGACUACAGGUCGGAGCGCUCUAUGGCAACAGGUCAUUUUACUCAGGUGGUCUGGAAAGGGAGCAAAGAGAUUGGUGUUGGUAAGGCCAAAGGUCAAGGUGGAAAGGUCAUCGUUGUUGCCGUCUACAGACCACCCGGAAACGUCAUCGGGCAGUACAGAGACAACGUCCUUCCGCCAAAGAAGUAAUCCCCGCACAAACAACCCACGACCUCAUGAAAUACAUUCCAGGCGCUCAAUGUUCAUUUGUAACGUGGAACGUCCAAACUUCCAGAGUACUUCCACACUAGCCUUUGUACCCUGUCCCUUCCUGGUGUGUUAUGGGGGCCCUUGUACAAAGCAGCCUUAGCACUAAGGUGCGCUACUCCCAUACCUUAACAUUGACCUAAGGUAGUCUUAGCGCUAAGGUGCGCUACUCCCAUACCUUAACAUUGACCUAAG